This is a messenger RNA of Vitis vinifera (wine grape), 1851 nucleotides long. Its product is annotated as cellulose synthase-like protein G3. The transcript has 6 exons. NCBI's taxonomy places the organism in Eukaryota, Viridiplantae, Streptophyta, Magnoliopsida, Vitales, Vitaceae. The record is from RefSeq and is a predicted model, not a curated record. Bases 111 to 1703 code for a protein of 530 amino acids. Gene Ontology annotation, cellular component: plasma membrane; trans-Golgi network. Gene Ontology annotation, biological process: cellulose biosynthetic process; plant-type primary cell wall biogenesis. Gene Ontology annotation, molecular function: mannan synthase activity; cellulose synthase (UDP-forming) activity.
ACCCAUUGGCUACCUUUUUGUCGGAAGAACAAGAUUUUAGAGGGUGUCCCGAGGCCUGCUUAGGGUCCAAGCCCUCAUCAAGGCUCCCUGAGGCUGAUCAGAUUAAGCUGAUGUACGAGAACAUGAGAGUUAGGGUGGAGACUGUGGUUAAGAGUGGGAUAAUUAGCCAUGAUUAUAUCAAUAGCAAGCAGGAAUUGGAAGCUUUCAGCAGAUGGACUGAUGGAUUUACAUCUCAGAAUCAUCCUGCAGUGAUUCAGGUUUUGUUAGAGUGUGGUCAAGAUGAGGAUGUCAUGGGCCAUACGAUGCCCAACCUUGUUUAUGUAUCCAGAGGGAAAAGCAUCAAGUUACCCCACAAUUUCAAGGCUGGUGCUCUUAAUGCACUGCUUCGUGUAUCAGCCACCAUGACUAAUGCACCAGUGAUCCUGCCCCUAGAUAGCGAUAUGUAUUCCAAUGAUCCACAGACACCUCUUCGUGCGCUGUGUUAUAUCUUAGACCCCUCUAUGGAUCCCAAACUUGCGUAUGUUCAGUUUCCUCAGAUCUUCUAUGGGAUCAACAAGAAUGAUAUUUAUGGUGGUGAAGCCAGGCAUGGAAUGCUAAUUCAUCCCGCGGGAAUGGAUGGACUGAAAGGCCCUAUGUAUCUAGGUACAGGAGGGUUUUUCCAGAGAAAAGUUUUCUUUGGGGGCCCAUUAGAAACCUCUGAACUGACCCAGGAUCACAUAGCGAGCAAGUCGAUCAAGUCCAGGGAAAUUUUAGCAUCCGCCCACCAUGUUGCAGACUGCAAUUUUGAGAGCCAGACCCAAUGGGGCACCAAGGUCGGCUUUAGGUAUGGAUCACUGGCUGAGGACUUCUACACUAGCUAUAUGCUUCAAUGUGAGGGAUGGAAGUCCAUUUUUUGCCAUCCUACAAGGCCUGCGUUUCUGGGAAAUUCACCCAUCAAUUUGCAUGACUUUCUGAAUCAAACCAGGCUAUGGUCAAUCGGCCUCCUUGAAGUGGCCUUCUGCAAAUAUAGCCCAAUCACAUAUGGCACCCGCACCAUAAACCUUCUCAGUGGCCUAUGUUUUGCUUACUAUUCCUUAUGGCCCAUUUGGUCAAUUCCCAUUGCGAUCUAUGCCUUUCUCCCCCAGCUAGCUCUGCUUAAGCAUGUCUCGAUCUUCCCAAAGAUGUCAGAUCCCUGGUUUUUUGUGUAUAUAUUCUGUUUUCUUGGAGCUUACGGACAAGAUUAUCUCGAGUUAAUAAUAUCUGGGGGCACAACUCAAAGGUGGUGGAACAAUCAGAGAGCAUGGAUGAUGAGGGGGCUCUCGAGUUACUCAAUUGGGUCGGUUGAAUACAUCCUCAAGUCUAUUGGCAUUUCCACAUUCCAAUUCAGUGUGACAAGCAAGGCUGUGGGAGAGGAACAAAGCAAGCGAUACAAGAAAGGGAUGUUCGAGUUUGGAGUCGUAUCACCCUUAUUCUUGCCACUAACAACAGCAGCAAUAAUCAACUUGGUCUCAUUCCUAUGGGCCAUUGCACAAGUCUUCGGGCAAGGAAGCAUUGAAGGUCUACUUCUGCAGAUUUUGUUAGUUGGUUUUGCAAUGGUGAACUGUUGGCCCAUAUAUGAAGCCAUGGUGUUGAGGGCUGAUGAAGGAAAGAUGCCAGUGAAGAUCACAUUGAUCUCAAUUGUCCUUGCAUGGGCUCUUUACUUGGUAUCUUCCAUAGCAUUUUAAGAUAUGGUGACUGUAAUUUUCUCACUGUUUCUUUAAUCAUUUCCUUGGUACCAUAAUGUAUGAUUAAAGAUCUUGUUUUAAGAUCACUAAUUGCUCAGUAAUUCAAAUCAUCAAAAUGAAAGUCAUCUAAUAAAUGAAGCUUUCUUUU